AUGGAAGAUAGAGGAGAGAGAGUAUACCUAAAUUUGAGGAAGAGAGGAGGGGUGAGAGAAAGAGUGGGAUGGAAGAAGAUAGAGGGUAACAGUGAUAUUGAUCAACUGGGAAAGAUCUUUGCAGCUUUUGGGACUCCCAAACCAUCUCAGUGGGCUGAUAUGGUCUACCUCCCUGAUUAUGUUGAAUACCAGUAUGUUCCUGGACAGCCUCUUCGGACACUGUUUCCAAUGGCCAGUGAUGAUGCCUUGGAUCUAUUAUCAAAGAUGUUCAUGUAUGACCCCAAAGCUAGAAUUUCCGCACAGCAGGCAUUAGAACACAGGUAUUUUUCAUCAGUACCACCACCUACGGAACCAGCUUUGCUUCCAAGACCUCCUCCAAAGAGGGAGUCACUUAAUUCUAAGGUUUCAGAUUUCAAUCCACAGGAGGGUCCUACAGUGUUGUCUCCUCCAAGAAAGUCAAGAAGAGUGAUGCCCAUUCGUGAGAGUUUUGAAGGAAAUGCACACCAAGUACAUAAAACUGAUGAUCAUGGAAAUGAAAUCAAACAGGCAGCUCGCGGGAGGAGUGAGCAUAUACCAAUGUCAUUAGAUUUUUCUGUCUUUGAAGCGAAACCUCCAACAAGACCAACAAUUAAUAGGUAAAACAAUAUUUCUGUAACUCUAAUUAGUCAGCAACCAUUCUUUUGUCCCUUGCAAGCUUCAAUUCACCACCUAAUAAAAUGGCAGUUUGCCUUGAGUAUAGAGUUCAAGAUGUUUAGUGUAAUUAUGGUCAAGAUUUUCUAAUGGUAAGAGUGGAUAAAAUUUGGCUUAUAAGCAAUACCUAUCAGAAGGGAAAAAAAAUGGUUACUCGUUGUACGGUUACGGAAGUUGGCACCUGGCAACCCAAGUGGAAGCACAUUUUGCCUUUAGUUCU
Ilex paraguariensis (yerba mate) is the source of this 910-nucleotide messenger RNA. NCBI's taxonomy places the organism in Eukaryota, Viridiplantae, Streptophyta, Magnoliopsida, Aquifoliales, Aquifoliaceae. The record is from the annotation of a GenBank genome assembly.